UGUUCUUCUCAUUUCCGGGUAGCUAACUCAGUUGUCACGUUGAAAAAAAACUUCGAAAUCCAAUUGUCUGAAUCCAGACACAGAAAUUCAUCAUUCUGGUUUUUAAACAAAUCCUGAGAGGUUUAGGACGUAGGACCUUGUUUCACUCUGUAUCACACAGAAUGACGAUGUACAAUGUAAUGUUUGUCCUAGGAGGUCCUGGUGCAGGAAAGGGUACCCAGUGUGAGAAAAUAGUCAAGGAAUAUGGCUAUGUACAUUUAUCUGCUGGUGAUCUUUUAAGACAGGAAAGAAAUAGACAAGGAUCCCAGUUUGGGGAGGAAAUACAGUCUCACAUAAAAAAUGGAACAAUAGUACCUGUUGAAAUUACAUGCUCUCUCUUAAGAAGGGCAAUGGAAAAAAGUGAAGGAAAAGACACAUUUUUGAUAGAUGGCUUUCCUAGGAAUCAGGAUAAUUUAGAAGGAUGGAAAAAAGCAAUGGAUGAAAUAUCUGUUGUGAAAAUGGUUUUAUUUUUCAACUGCUCAGAGGAAGUAUGUGUGCAAAGAUGUCUAAGUCGAGGACAGACUAGUGGUAGAGCAGAUGACAAUAUGGAUAGUUUAAAGAAAAGAAUACAUACAUAUUCAAACUCCACAAUGCCAAUUAUAGAAUAUUAUAGAAAAUUAGAUUUAUUAAAAGAAAUCAGUGGUGAAAAGUCUGCAGAUGAGGUGUUUGAAGAAGUUAAGAAAGCUAUAUCAACGAUUAGUUCUUAACAGUAGUAAUAUUUAUAUAUUUAUUUUAUCCGUGGGUUUUUAUGUGCAACUUUUUAUUAAAUGUGAUUGUUAACUGCCAUACUCUCAGUCUACAAACAUGCUGUUAAUCCUGUUAUAAAAUGUCUCACCAAAUCAAUUAUAACAUGCCUCAAAACCUGUAUAGAUUAUUAAAGAUGGCUUGAUUUGAUAGUAUGAAUUGCUCUUAUACACUUUUAGUGAAUUAUCAGUUGAAAUAUAUCAUUUAGCAUUAAUCCAAGUCAUUUCAUACUACUUCAAAUUUACUUUUUGGAAAAAAAAACAUGAAAAAAUAAGUAUUUGUGGCGUUAAUUGUUUUACAUAGUGAAUAUUAAUUUCUGCUACAUUGCAUGAAGAAAACAUCGAUAAUUCUAUGUAUUUUUUAUGAAACAAACAUAUUUGUCUUCUCUUCAUUGUGCCAUGACUGAUGCUUCAUACUGCAGGGAAGGUUUUAGCUUUAUUUUUGUAUGCCCAACCUACAAUAGUAGUAUUGGCAUUAUGUUUUCUGGUCUGUGCGUCUGUUCGUCCUUCCGUUUGUCCGUCCAUCUGUCUGUCCCGCUUCAGGUUAAAGUUUUUGGUCAAGGUAGUUUUUGAUGAAGUUGAAGUCAAAUCAACUUGAAACUUAGUAUACAUGUUCCCUAUGAUAUGAUCUUUCUAAUUUUAAUGCCAAAUUAGAGUUUUGACCCCAAUUUCAUGGUCCACUGAACAUAGAAAAUGAUAGUGCGAGUGGGGCAUCCGUGUUCUAUGGACACAUUCUUGUUUUUCAAACUUCAGACUAAGCUUAGAAACCAAAUGCAACGUCUUGUUAAUAUAUGUAUAAUCUCAAUGUCUUGUAAUUCCAAAAGAUUUGGAAGUUAACGCAAUAUAGAAAAUACACCUACUUUUUCUUAUCACUACUACUGCAAGGAAACAACAUAUUACCUUAAAAUGGUGAAGAAGUACAUUUGUUGUAUAAAAAUAUUACAAUUUUACAAAUGGGCUUUUCUCAUUGAUGAAGGCCAUUUGGGGGACUAUGAUUACCUAAAUCCACUUCAUUUGAACGCUGGUUGAUAGUUGUCUCAUUGGCAAUUAUGCCAAAUCUUCUUAUUUUUAUACUGUUGAACAGUUUUUCUUAGUACACUUCCUCUUAUACAAUCUCAUCACCAUCCAACUUUGUUUUAUAAGGCGGAAACCUUGUGUAGUAGCUUAUUUUGUAUAAAUAUCAAAAUACCUCUCUAAUGUGACCAGUGAAGCUAUUAAUUUGAAAUUACUCCCUAAAAACAACCAUUACAUAGGUACACCUUUAUUCAUACAAUAAAAAACAUUUGAAAGUACUAUUUUUUUAAACAAAUGUAUACACGCAAUAGAAAAGAUGGAAGUAAUAAUUCAUGAGAUGGACAGAAUGAUACUUACUGAUGUCGGAAAUAAAUCAUCCACAAAAAACCUUGGUAUAGUCAAUACUUUAACAUUAAGUCUUGUUAUCAAACACAGAAAGGAAUCAGUCCUUUCUGCAUUUUAAAACAUAUCAAAUAUAUACUCAAGAUGUGAUAUAUAACAAAAGGAAUGCGUAUAGGAUGCAAAUCUUUUUACCACUUUUCAUACCUUAUUAGACUCUACUUGUUUUGUAAUAAUGUAUUCUUUUGAUACUUUGUAUUUUAAAAGUAGGUCUAUAAACUUUUUAGGCAUAAAUAAUUUUGCUAUUAUCUUGAAAAAGAAAAUUUAUUGAAAACCAUAGAUUAUGUUGAAUUUUAAAACUAUUUCUCUCAUUGUUCUUAACCUUUAUGGGUAUUUCUAAUGAUGGUUUUGGUUGUAUUCAUUGAAUCAUUUUAACAAAACUAUUUAACUUCCAUUGUAAAUACUACCAUUUGCUUUAUUUAAAUGAUAACUGUUCUGUAUUUAUAUAUAUAUCAUAAAUUAGCAAGGUUAAUACUGUUAUUAAAAGUACAUAUGUUAUACUGUGUUUUAAGAUUGAAUGAUCUUAUUGUAAAAAUCUGGUCUUAAGAGGGAAGCUUGUAUAACUUGAUAAUCUUCUUUUUAUUUUUAAUUGCUUUAAUGUUGACCUGGUAAUUUAUUGCCUUAAAAUAUUUACAUUUUUUAGGAAUGUUUUUACUUUUUCAUUGUGUAGAAUGCUUUAACAAAUAUGUAUACUGUAGGUUGCAAUUAGUUCCUCACUCUAUAAAUAAAUGAUAAAAUGUUCUUUAACUUAUGUAGGUAUAAGUGGAACACCAGAAAUUGACCAUGUUCUAAAAUACAAUGUUCCUGUUUGUUAAUACUGUAAAACAUGCAGUCACAUAGCAUGUUCCUGUUUGUUAAUACUGUAAAACAUGCAGUCACAUAGCAAGUGUUAAUUCAAAAUUGUUAUUGAAAUCAUGUAAGUUAUGAAAAGACUUGAAAAUACCAGAGACUAUACACUGAAGUAACUACAUACUAGAUAUCUUAUUUUAAAUAGAAAUGUAACAGUAUCUUAAGUGAACCUUUCAAUGUUCACAAGUACAUGUACUUAAACUGUUCAGCAUUAUUUACAACUUUUUUUAGCUGCAAAAUUGCCACUAUUUUUUUCUGUUGUUAAUUAUCAUGAAUGUGAUGGUAGUGGAAAUAAAGAUAACUAAUAAUUGCUGAUAAAACACAUCAAUAAAUAAAUUAAAAUACAUCCAGGAUGGGCGCAGGACAUUUUAGAGAAAUAUUUGUAACUAAUGGGAGACAAAUUAGCACAGACAUUAUAGCCCAUUGUAGCACCCGAUUUAUCUGUUCACCUGUAUUUUUGAUAGCCAAUAUUAGCAAAAACUUACCUGGUUGAAUAAUAAUCACCAUAACAAAAUUGUGAAUAGUCAGUGGGAAAUCUAGUGAUUAAGAACAAUAGAAAAUUCACUCCUAUGAAAAAGUUGAGAAAAUCAAUAAUAAAACAAUGUCGGUGACGAUACUGAUCAAAAGUUACAUCUUAACAACAAUUGUACAGUUUAAAGAAAUUGUUUGUCAAACUGUGUUAUUACAAAUAUACAUUCUAAUACACAAUGUUUUAAGUUCAGUAUUUAUCGAGAUAAUUGCAUUAGAAGCUUAUGAAACUGAUAUCUAAAAAUCUUUGCUGCAUAUUGAUACAAAAAUUUGGAAAGAGUCAUGUACAUACAAAAUCUAAAGAUCUUUUAGGUUCCCAAUUUUUGGAGUGUUCCACAAAGUCCUUACACAUACAAGUUUUCGAGUACACUGGUCUACUCUUAUCACAGGAACAUUUAAUAUAGAAAUAUUGUGUUUUCCGGAAUAUAACAAUUUAAAAGUCUGUUUGUGCAGGUUCAAAGGUUGUCUCAAUUUUUGUACACGUAUUUGUGGUCAUCAUGAUCUAUUCACAUCCAAUGUUAUACUUUUGCACUAAAAUGUCACAAUAUUUUUUGCUAAAAUGUCCUCUGCCUUCCAAGACAUACAAUAUUAAGGUUUUUUAUUUUAUCAAAGUGUAUUUGCAAUGGGAAAACAAGAUUUAUAUAUAAUGAAUUAUUACACAUCAGACCAGAGUGAUAUUUUGUAAUCAAAAUUGUUAAGUUGUUGUAAAGAUAUUGAUUUACAAAUAAAAUGACAUAUAUUGUACUUGACAAAUAAGAUAUUUAUGAUUAACCGCUCAUUUUUUAGACAUUUUGUUUUACAUUAUGGAAACAUUUUAUAUUUCAUUCCUUUUCAGAUACUAAUAAAUACUAAUUUUUUAUUCAAUGCUUUUGUUAGAAAGUACUUAAGUUCUUAAGGUUAGCCAUCUCUUUAUUAAACAUUGGGAAAAUUUUCUUUUUUUCCCUUAUUUUUAGCCUCUUGGAUUUAGCUAUUUUUAUGAGGUGUGUCCUUUAGAAUAAGUCUGUUUGAUCAAUUCACAUUUUGAACUUCUUAACUGCAUGAUAAAGACAGGGAUCACAAAUGGAUUGAAAUAAAACUUGGCAGAAAUGAC
This is a messenger RNA of Mytilus californianus (California mussel), 4662 nucleotides long. RefSeq names its product UMP-CMP kinase-like. Lineage: Eukaryota; Metazoa; Mollusca; Bivalvia; Mytilida; Mytilidae. The coding region runs from base 162 to 746 and encodes 194 amino acids. Gene Ontology annotation, biological process: UDP biosynthetic process; 'de novo' pyrimidine nucleobase biosynthetic process; CDP biosynthetic process. The record is from RefSeq and is a predicted model, not a curated record. Gene Ontology annotation, molecular function: ATP binding; UMP kinase activity. The transcript is spliced from 7 exons. Gene Ontology annotation, cellular component: cytoplasm; nucleus.